GUUCGUCUCAAGGUUGAGGACACAGCUCAGGAUGGCCGCAGCUUCGACAGAUUCGGGGCAGGGCUCCACUAAAAUAACUCCUGAAGUGCUGCAGGAGAUGCUCCAGUACUACAACCUGAGCCGCCAGGAGUUUAUCAACACCUACAACAUCCAGCCGCUCGUCUACAUCCCCGAGUUACCGUACAGCGCCAAAACCACCUUCGUGAUCAUGUAUGUGGUUAUUUUCGUCCUGGCUCUGGCUGGAAAUAGUUUGGUCAUCUACAUAAUUGUGAAGAAACGGACGAUACAGACGGCGACAGAUAUUUUUAUUUGCUCUCUGGCGGUCAGCGACCUGCUCAUCACUUUCUUCUGCAUACCGUUUACUUUGCUGCAGAACAUCUCCUCUGAAUGGUUCGGCGGGGUUCUGGUUUGCAAGACUGUUCCAUUUGUACAGACUACAGCCAUAGUGACAGGCAUCCUAACAAUGACCUGCAUUGCCAUUGAGAGAUACCAGGGCAUUGUAUUCCCACUGAAAAUGAGGAGGCAGUACUCGUCCAGAAGAGCAUACAAGAUGCUAGGACUUGUAUGGAUUGCCUCAGUGAUAGUGGGAUCACCGAUGCUGUUUGUGCAACAGUUAAAGGUGAAGUACGACUUCUUGUACGAUCACUACCAUGUGUGUUGUCAGGAGAGCUGGAGCUCGGUGACUCACAGGCAGGCGUACACCACCUUCAUCAUGGUGGCCCUUUUCCUGCUCCCUUUGGCAGCCAUGCUAUUCCUCUACACACGCAUUGGCAUAGAGUUGUGGAUCCGCAAGAGGGUGGGUGAUGCCUCAGUCCUCAACACCAUGAACCACAGGGAGAUCAGUAAGAUAUCAAGGAAAAAGAAAAGGGCUGUGAAAAUGAUGAUCACCAUUGUUCUUCUAUUCACAAUUUGCUGGGCACCCUUCCACACAGUCCACAUGCUGUUUGAAUACUAUGACCUGGAGAAGAAAUACGACGGAGUCACGCUCAACAUGAUCAUCGCCAUUGUUCAGGCCAUCGGGUUCUUCAACAGCUUCAACAAUCCCAUCGUCUACGCCUUCAUGAACGAGAACUUCAAGAAGAGUUGCUUUUCCACCCUCUCCCACUGCAUUCGAAAGCCUAACCAGCAAAGUGGUGCUGUGGUGGCGCCUAGACUGAGUGUGCAGUUCAUCAAACCCCAAAGUAGAGAAGCCUUCCUGGAGCCAGACGAAGGCAAUAGCCUGGAGCCGCACUCAGCAGAGAAGGGCCCUUCGACGUCAUCACACGGAGAGAGCUCCCUGGAAAUAAUGGGAGAGAAAAUCUCCACCAUUCAAACGGAGCUCCCUGCAAACAGCUCCUCUCAAGUAAAAUGAGAACUGUCCCGGAUCUCAGGUGUUUUAACUGCUUACCUUGGAUUGCCACGCUUGCUGUCAAUUACUUUCACUUGAGGCCAGCAGCUGCAAGGACAUCAAAUGUGAUUUCAAGUUUCACUGAAGUGGCUGAAAGAUGCAAAAGUCCAACAGCUUGAUAACUUAUCUCUGCAGAGCAAGGAGUUAGGGAAUGUAUUCCCAUGCUGGUCAGGAGCGCAGAAGAAAGAUUGUUAACGAAUAUCACAGACACUUUAACUAUAAACUCUGAGUAGGGUGGUCAGACCCUACUGAGAAAUCAUUUCCACUUGUCUCUGAAAUCUGGAGGACAUUCAGCAGUUCUUCAUGAAAGCAUAAUGAUGCAUGAGUGUUCAAUGUCACCCCAAAUGACCUGAAAUUGUAUUAAGGCACAGCAGGAACUGUUUGGAAAUGAAAAUCUAGAGGACUUUGCAGAGCUAUGCUUUUAGAAGAGAUGCCUAAUCUUUCAUCGACAGCUAAAUUCACAUUAAGUUGGCAUUUGCAUUCAAGUCAGCAAAAACAACCCGUUUCAGGUUAAUUCAGUUGCAAACCUUUAAGAUCAGAGAUUAACCUCUUUCCAUGAGUCACCAUCCUUCAGAUACAAAUUUUUAUUAUAUCACAGAGCUCAUUGUGGACCAUUUAAUCAUAAGCUGAGCAGGUAAAAUCAUAAGAAUAUAAAUAUAGCCACUGUACAGUUUAAUAAGAUUAAAGCUCCCAAUACAUGAAGGGAUGAAUACUAAUUUUCAAACCUCUUAACACUGUCGGCUUUCUUAAUACGCUGCUUCGCAAAGUUGCUGCUGCAUACAAAAAUAAUCUUUAUCUCACAACAUCGCGUGCGUCAAUCAGAACACACAAACAUGGCAAACCCAACACAUGCACAACAUAUAAUGUCAGCAUUUGAAGUUGUAAAUCCUUAUGUCUUAAUCACUGGAAAAAAUCUGCACAAUGUGUUAAACACCUUUGAACUACAAAAUACAGAUCUGCCCCUCUUUGUAGAAACCAGCAUCCAACAGGAACAAAGUCACAGAAACGCAGCAGGAAAGGGUUCAGUGGGCUUUGCUUUGAUGCUUUUACAGAAUGAAUCACCGUUUACACAACUGUUCUGUGGAACAGUCAGACUGGGCUGUAUCCCCAGUUCAGUCUCUCACUGGCCAUUGUUUACACCAUGAUCCAUUAUAGUUGCCCUAAUCUAAAAGGUUCUCUCUUCUGUCGUCCACCACGUCUCCCUCUGUGAGCCGUUUUAAAUCUUCUACCUUAUCCAGCCACUACUACGGUAAACAGAAUUCUGCUUUUAGGAGUAUAGAUGAAAAUAUGAACAAUAGCACCUGAAUAAGCCUGCAAAGUGUAUUUUAACAAAACAUAUAGUCACAUUUAAAUUGCUAAAUGGCUGUCCAUAUGACAACAUCAAUGAAAAUUGAAAUGGAAGUGGGUGGUCAUAAAUUUAAGGCUUUCUUAAUGACUCAUAGCGCUUUGGACUUCAAGCCAAAUCCAUUUAUAAGUGAUGCAGACAGAGUAAAACAUUUAGAGUAGGGUAAGAUAUACUCCACAUUUAUUCACAAUGUAAUGUGUGAAGGCUGUAGUCGCUGAUGUUUUUUGUGCAAAAAGCAAUGCAAAUGUGAACACAAAGAAAGUGAUCAGUGGUUGUUCUGUUGACCGUCUGAAGAGUUUUAGAUAUGGAUACUGAAUGCUGAACAAUGAAUGUAAACAAAAUGAGGUGUAAUCAUGACAGGAAGUCUGUCUGCCUUUUAUUUUAUUUUAUUACUCACCAUGGAAGAAUGAGAUGUUCAAAAGAGUGAAACAGCCUAAACCUGCUGGAUAUACUCGAGCGAGGAAGAGGGGUACAAGUUGUGACUGUGGACUUCUUAUAAAAACACAAACAGAAGAGUUUGUAAAGUCGGUCUGUGUAAUAUUUUUGCGACACUGAUGUCUUUAGUGUUAAAGUUUAAAUACAUGUUCAUUUUGGUGUUACACUUUCUGUCUUGGAGCUCAUGCUUAAGGGAAAAAUAUAUAUAUUUCUAGGUUAUCUAUAUUUGGCCUAGAUUUGAUUUGCACGUUUUUAAGUAUUUCAUUCCAAAGCUUUAAAUAAUCCAUGUCAUCGCAGAAGAUAAGGGUACUGUAUAUAGACAGGGUCUGCACCGAGACCAGGUUUAGUCUUUAGUGCAGCCCCGGGUAGGGGGGAGCUUAGCUUCUCUUAAACCAUGACUGUUACCGGUACUUACCGGUGUACUGUUGUGAAACUGUGGAAGCUUUAAAAAUAUGAUCAAUAUGCUACUUUUAGCAUGCAUUUUGAGUUUUCAUGAAUCAUGCUAAAAUUUGCAAUAGAGUGCACUACUGUAAAUAAGCAGCAUCUCUCCGCCUCAGUGGUACUGAACAAUCAGACAGCCUUCUUAUCUCAUUGCUGACAACAUGUUGGAUAUAAAACUGCCCGUUUCUGCUAUCUAACACACACAACCAUUACAUGACAGGAUGCGCACAAUCCACGAUGCGAAACACAAGUUUCAUGCUACGUAUGAGCGUGCUCACCAGAAUCAAAUCAGGGUUUCAGAAAACUUUUAAUAGGAGCUCAAGUUGUGUUUAUUCCUUGCAGCCACUUGUAAACGUGUCAGCUGUAGUUAAAUCUGUGAAACUGGAGGCGCUAUUAAACUCUGAGGAAAGCCUCCUACAGCAGCGUACAGCAACACAUGAUUUCAGCUCCUUUUAAUCUUUUAUCAAACUCAGAUUACAUGAAUUAUUGGUGAAUCCCAUUGAUAGCCGCCUAAAGGUGCAUAGUAUGUGCCUUUUGUGUUCUCUGUUAUACUGAGCAUGACGUUCAAGCUUUGCUUCCGUUUGAGUAUUUUUCUGAUUUUGAAUGAUUGUGAUUGGAUUAUCAAAUGUACUUGGAUGAUGCUUUGUGUGUGCUGAAAGCCAUGUUUAGUUUAAACAGCUGGGCCCUAAUGAUGCUUUAGGCUGUCUGGAUAAUUUCGAUGUGUUCUGCAGCCUUUUUCAAUCACUUCAGCUGUUGAAACAGCACUGUCUUUGUGUCAUGGGACCUCUUGAUUUACAAAUUUACACACAGCACUGAGCAAUGCUCUGAUUGAUAAAAGAGUAAAUCAGGAGAAAGCCCCUGCUGUUUUUCUUUGGAGAGUCGCAAGCAGAGAUAUGCUGUUCAUUUUCAGUGGUAUUUCCAGUUAAUAUCUUAUUAUCUUGUAGUUUAUGGCUUUGAAGUAAAAGGCUAUGAAUGUCUGUCAAAUCUUAGCUCUUGGAGAGGAAUUAAAGCUCACAUAAGCAGUAGUAUUUUAUGCUCUGGAUGUACUAAAAUAUUCCUCUCUAUGGUUACUAAAGCGCUCUGUGGUAAGUAGUCUGUGCUGGAAACAAUAGAUUGGCUUUACUUUUUACAACUGUGCAGAAUUUAAAGAUUGCAUUGACAAUCAACCCAUCCUUCAUUUAAAAGACCAUGACUGGACUGAAGGAUGUUACCAGACAAAACGUAAAGAAGUGAAUGGGAAUUACAGGAAACAGGUGUGUGUCAUAAAGUCUGACUGGCAACAUGCUAGAAAGAGACAAAAGGAGGACAGACUGUCAAAGAGCAUCCGGUCAGUGUGGUGCUUCACUCUUUGUGAGAGCAGAUGUGAACCCUUUUCACGCUGUGAGCGACAUGUUGUCACAUAAGCAUGAGCAGGCUAUAUUUGUGUACGAGGAGACCGGAUCGAUUACUGCUUAUUUCAUGAAUUAUUUCUUGUGCAUUAAAGAGCUCUUUCUGUAAA
Oreochromis aureus is the source of this 5106-nucleotide messenger RNA. RefSeq names its product pyroglutamylated RF-amide peptide receptor. NCBI's taxonomy places the organism in Eukaryota, Metazoa, Chordata, Actinopteri, Cichliformes, Cichlidae. The coding region runs from base 32 to 1351 and encodes 439 amino acids. The transcript is spliced from 6 exons. Gene Ontology annotation, biological process: G protein-coupled receptor signaling pathway. The record is from RefSeq and is a predicted model, not a curated record. Gene Ontology annotation, molecular function: neuropeptide Y receptor activity; peptide binding. Gene Ontology annotation, cellular component: membrane.